This is a messenger RNA of Ceratina calcarata, 3034 nucleotides long. RefSeq names its product patched domain-containing protein 3. NCBI's taxonomy places the organism in Eukaryota, Metazoa, Arthropoda, Insecta, Hymenoptera, Apidae. Gene Ontology annotation, cellular component: membrane. Bases 118 to 2970 code for a protein of 950 amino acids. The transcript is spliced from 10 exons. The record is from RefSeq and is a predicted model, not a curated record.
AAAAAGGAAUAAACGCGUCUGUGCUAGAUCAAUCAGGGACCUUGACUUAUAUUUAGUUUCCUCUUAGAUAUUUUCAAGAACACAAUUCCGCGAAACAGUACAAGUCGACCGGAGAGGAUGGAGAUAGAAGAGGGAAUCGUUCGUAAGCAGACACUCCGCGGCUUUCUGCGGCGCGUACCUCAGCGACUGUCGGAAGCCGUGGAACACUUCUUUUACGGACUCGGACUGAGGAUCGCACGGCAACCGAAGAGAUGGCUCCUUACGAGUACUGUGAUAGUAUUAAUUUCUCUCUCCGGUUUGUACUUCUUUCGACAAGAGAAGAACCCCGUGAAAUUGUGGGUGCCACAGGAUUCGGAGUUCGUUCGUGACACCGAAUGGAUGUUCGACAAAUUCGGACAGGGUUUGAGAAUGGAACACAUGAUAAUGACAGCUGACGAUGUGUUGAUGCCAGAGAUUCUUGCCAAGCUAAACGAAAUAACAAAAGAAAUUAUUUCUGCACAAACGCCGGAUCAGAUUUUAUGGACAGAUGUAUGUUUCAAAGUACCUGUUGUAUCAGGUAUUGUACAUAGAAAGAGACGCAGUGAUGAGUUUGAUGAUUUCUUUGACGUUGAACCCGAGUCACAGAUAAAUAGUACCGCAUUUGAACCCGCGGUUCACGCCGACUCUCAGCUCUAUUGUAAUAUAGUGAACAACUUGCCGAAGGCUUGCCUUUUAAACAGUAUUUUGGAUGUAUGGGAGUACGAUACUAAGAUGAUCCUCGAAAAGUCUAAAGAGGAAAUUAUCAGUGAUAUAAAUACUGCGAAAGUCAGUCCCACUUUGGGCCAUCCGCUAAAUUUCACUGAAUUGCUGGGUGGCGUAACGAAGGACGAGAAGGGUAGAAUUAUCUCGGCUAAAGCUGUGACGACUCAAUGGGCAGUUCACAUAAAUUUUUCAGAAGUAGAUAUGGACAACUUCGGCAAUGAUGUUGGAACAGCCGAUUGGGCAACCGACGAUGUAAUGAAGUGGGAGUUAACUUACUUAGAUGUGUUGCAUAAAAAUGCAAAGUUGUUAAACAAUAGAAACGAUGCAAAUGAUACAUCAGCUAUUUGGUACGAAGCUGGUAGAAGCUUCGGCGAUGUUACAUUUGUGACGAUGUUUGGAAAUAUGGAUAUAUUGUCGAUAGGAUUCAUUUUGAUGUUCUUUUACGUUCUAGUCAUAUUUUCCGAUUAUAACUGGGUGGGAUGGAGGAUCUACCUCACUAUCGUUGGUCUCCUAUGCGUGGGUGGUGCUUUCAUAAUGUCGAUCAGUGUAUGUUCCAUACUCGGCAUUCCCUACGGGCCAGUACACACUUCUUUGCCAUUUUUAUUAUUAGCUCUUGGCGUAGACGAUAAUUUCUUGAUAAUGGCAUCUUGGAAAGAAAUACACGCGCAUACGUCGAACCGAAAUAGGCCGUUGGAAGAGAGAAUAGCUUUAAUGUUAGGUCACGCAGGAUCGGCGAUCAUUAUUACUUCUCUCACCGACGUUGUUGCAUUCAUUAUUGGUGCAUCCACCAUAUUGCCAUCUCUGCAGUCGUUCUGUAUUUAUGCGGCGUGCGGAGUAUUAUUAACGUUUUUCUUUCAAAUUACGUUUUACGUCGCGUUUUUCUGCAUCGACGCACGGCGAAUCGAGAAUAAAAGAAAUUCGAUAAUACCGUGCAUCGUGCACGAGAAUUUCACGCAGAAGUUUCCCAAUCCGCAGGACGAACUACCAGCGAAGCUGAUAACUAAAUUAUAUUCGAACGUGGUUCUAACGAUACCGGGUAAAAUAGUUAUAGUAUUGAUAACGAUAGUUACAGCGUCGGCCGGAGUUGUGGGCAUAUUGCAAUUGCAACAAUGGUUCGAUCCAGCUUGGUUCAUACCGAGCCACACGUAUCUGAGCAAAUACAUCGACGUACGUCGCAACGAAUACCCGGAAGUCGGCUACGAAGCGAUGAUUCUUAUGGGAGAUUUUAACUACACCUCUGAAUUCCCAAAGAUAAUAAAUCUAGCCGAGAGAUUCGCCAAUUUGUCGACUGUACAAACUAUAAAUUCGUGGCCUAACGCUUUUGCGAAAUUCGUCUGGGAUUAUUACCAAAAAGAUUUGCGGAAUGUGACGCUUGAGGAUACCAAAUUUCGCAGUUAUCUGUCGAAAUUCUUAUUCAGUCGGAACGGUGGAAAAUACCAGCGGAACUUUCUUUUCAAGGAUGCCUUAACGUGCGGUCAAGAUACUCCUAUGAUCUCAGUAUCCACUAUAGAUUUCAUUUUUAAACGAUUUCACGGACCUCAUGAGUGGAUCCCGGCCAUGGAUGGAAGCAAGCACGUGGCGCACGACGUCGGGAUCGACGGUUUCGUCACGGUUUGGAGCGAAGUGUUCAGCUUGUGGGUCACCGACAAGCUGAUCGCUCAGGAAGUGCAGCGCAACGUUUUAUUGGCCUUGUUCUGUGUCAUGGGAAUGACUGGAUUGUUGAUCGCCGAGCUACAGACUUGCUUCUGGAUCUUCUUGUGCGUGCUUCUUACGCUUUUAAACGUUUGCGGAUUCAUGUAUUUCUGGGGAUUGACGAUCGACAUCGCAUCUUGCAUCGGCUUGGAACUGGGCAUCGGUUUAUGCGUGGACUACGCGGCUCACGUUGCACACGCGUUCAUAAACGCGGCGAGCGAAACCGGGGGCGAAGAUCGUACGAAAAGGGCGCACCUUGCUGUACGAUACAUCGGCGCAGCCGUUGCGUACGGCGCCGGUUCGACGUUACUCGCACUUUCCAUGAUGGCCUUCUGCGACAGUUACGUGUUUCACGCAUUCUUGAGGAUUUUUGUCUUAGUUAUACUUUUCGGUCUCUGGCACGGACUGUUCCUUUUGCCUGUUAUUUUAAGCACGAUCGGACCGCGAAGCCUGCGGUCGCAAACGCAACCUCCGAAGAAACGAGGAGACGCCGGCGACGCUGUUACCAGUCCGUUGAACAAGGAGUCGGAGAGCUGAAGCGAACAUUCUUUAUCAAUAAUAUUUAUUUUUGGUUCAAUAAACAUACAAAAUUAUUACACUA